Molecule: messenger RNA, 2021 nt
Organism: Aquila chrysaetos chrysaetos
Lineage: Eukaryota; Metazoa; Chordata; Aves; Accipitriformes; Accipitridae
Gene: SET
Product: SET nuclear proto-oncogene
Exons: 8
Coding region: 308-1141 (277 amino acids)
Biological process (GO): nucleosome assembly
Cellular component (GO): chromatin; nucleus
Molecular function (GO): histone binding; chromatin binding
Source: RefSeq, a predicted model, not a curated record
CGCAUGCGCGCCGCGCUGCCCGCCCCUCGCCAGCAGCAGCAGCAGGAGGAGGCGGCGGUGGUGGUGAUUCUGGCUGUGGAGAGCGUGAGGCAGUGCGAGCGCCGCUGCCGCCCCCUGUUAUCCGGGAGCCCCAGGUCCGGGCGGAGGAGGCCGGAGCGCCCCGGAGGCGGAGGGAGCCAGAGCGGCGGUGGCAGCCAGCGGCAGCAGCAGCAGCAGCAGCAGGAGGAGUCUGUGCCCGGCCCCCCCCCCCUCCGCUCAGUCCCGUUACAGCCCCCCUCCCUCCGCGCUCCGCUCCGCAGCCACCAACAUGUCGGCGCCGGCGGCCAAAGUCAGUAAGAAGGAGCUGAACUCCAACCACGAUGGGGCCGACGAGACCUCAGAAAAAGAGCAACAGGAAGCAAUUGAACACAUUGAUGAAGUACAGAAUGAAAUAGACAGACUGAAUGAACAAGCCAGCGAGGAAAUUUUGAAAGUAGAACAGAAAUACAACAAACUCCGCCAACCAUUCUUCCAGAAGAGGUCAGAAUUGAUCGCCAAAAUCCCAAAUUUCUGGGUAACAACAUUUGUCAACCACCCACAAGUAUCUGCACUGCUGGGAGAAGAAGAUGAGGAAGCACUGCAUUAUUUGACCAGAGUUGAGGUGACAGAAUUUGAAGACAUCAAAUCAGGUUACAGAAUAGAUUUUUAUUUUGAUGAGAAUCCAUACUUUGAAAAUAAAGUUCUCUCCAAAGAGUUUCACCUCAAUGAAAGUGGAGAUCCAUCUUCAAAAUCAACUGAGAUCAAAUGGAAAUCUGGGAAGGAUCUGACAAAACGUUCAAGCCAGACACAGAACAAAGCCAGUAGGAAGAGGCAGCAUGAAGAGCCAGAAAGCUUCUUUACCUGGUUCACUGACCACUCUGAUGCAGGGGCUGAUGAACUAGGAGAAGUCAUCAAGGAUGACAUCUGGCCAAAUCCAUUACAGUACUACUUGGUUCCUGAUAUGGAUGACGAAGAAGGGGAGGGAGAGGAGGAUGAUGAUGAUGAUGAAGAGGAAGAAGGAUUGGAGGAUAUUGAUGAAGAAGGAGAUGAAGAUGAGGGGGAGGAAGAUGAAGAUGAUGAUGAGGGAGAGGAAGGAGAGGAGGAUGAAGGAGAAGAUGACUAAUUGAACACUGAUGGAUUCCAAACCCCCUUUUUACCUUUUUAAUUUUUCUCCAGUCCCUGGGAGCAAGUUGCUGUCUUUUUUUUCUUGUGCUCAGUCGCCUUGUUCUCUUGAGGUCUCUUUUUCUCUCCUCUACACCAUGGUUCACAAUUUAUUUUGGGGGAAAUACCUUGAGCAGAAUACAGUGGAAAAGAAUCUACCGGUUUCUGUUUCAAGUUCAUUUUUAUCCCUUUCUGUCUCAAAACAAAAACUGUUUAUGGAAUCAACACACCAUGUUCUGUGGGAAAAAAGAAAACCUUCUGCUCCCUUCACUCUGCUGGAAGCUGAAGAGUGCUAGGCCCCUGUGUAGUAGUGCAUAGAAUCUAGCUUUUUUCCUUCUUUCUCUGUAUAUUGGGCUCAGAGAUUACACUGUGUCUCUAUGUGAAUAUGGACAGUUAGCAUUUACCAACAUGUAUCUGUCUACUUUCUCUUGUUUAAAAAAAAGAAAAAACUAAAAAAAAAUGGGGUUAUAGAAGGUCAGCCGGGGUGGGUUUCAGAUGUUUGGGUGGGUUAAGUGGGCAUUUUGACAACAUGGCUUCUUCUCCUUUGGCAUGUUUAAUUGUGAUGUUUAACAAACAUCCUUGCAGUUUAAGAUGACACUUUUAAAAUAAAAUCUUCUCCUAAUGAUGACUUUGAGCCCUGCCACUUGAUGGAGAAUCAGCAGAACCUGUAGGAUCUUAUUUGGAAUUGACAUUCUCUAUUGUAAUUUUGUUCUUGUUUAUUUUUAAAUUCUUUUUUUUUUUUUUUUUUUUUUGUUUCACUGGAAAGGAAAGAAAGAUGCUCAGUUUUAAACGUUAAAGUGUACAAGUUGCUUUGUUACAAUAAAACUAAAUGUGUACACAAA